Molecule: messenger RNA, 1554 nt
Organism: Echinops telfairi (small Madagascar hedgehog)
Lineage: Eukaryota; Metazoa; Chordata; Mammalia; Afrosoricida; Tenrecidae
Gene: KRT82
Product: keratin 82
Exons: 9
Coding region: 1-1554 (517 amino acids)
Biological process (GO): intermediate filament organization; keratinization
Cellular component (GO): keratin filament
Molecular function (GO): structural constituent of skin epidermis
Source: RefSeq, a predicted model, not a curated record
AUGUCCUGCCAUUCCUUCCAGCCAGGCGCCAGAGCGGGCAACCGGGGCUUCAGCUCCUUCACGGCCGUCAUCCCCCGGGUGGUGACCCACUAUGCUGUGAGCAAGGGGCCCAGCCGCCCAGUGGGGACUGGGGGCCUCCGAGCCCUAGGUUGCCUCAGUUCUCGGAGCCUGUGCAAUGUGAGCUUUGGGAGGCCCCGAGUCGCCUCCAGGUGCGGCCUGCCCGGCUUCGGGUACCGGGUGGGGGCCCCCUGUGCACCUUCUCCUUGCAUCACCCCCGUCACCAUCAACGAGAGCCUGCUGGUGCCACUGGAGCUGGAGAUUGACCCAACCGUGCAGAAGGUGAAGCGGGACGAGAAGGAGCAGAUCAAGGGCCUCAACAGCCGCUUCGCGUCCUUCAUCAACAAGGUGCGCUUCCUGGAGCAGCAGAACAAGCUGCUGGAGACCAAGUGGAACUUCCUGCAGCAGCAGCGGUGCUGCCAGAGCAACAUCGAGCCCAUCUUUGAGACCUACAUCUGCGCCCUCCGGAGGCAGCUGGACUGUGUGGCCGGGGACCGGGCCACGCUGGAGUCGGAGCUCGGGAGCCUCCAGGACGUGCUGGAGGGCUACAAGAAAAAGUAUGAAGAGGAGCUCUCCCUGCGGCCCUGUGCAGAGAAUGAGUUUGUCGCCUUGAAGAAGGAUGUGGACACGGCAUUCCUGAUGAAGGCCGACCUGGAGACCAACGUGGAGGCGCUGCUGCAGGAGACUGACUUCCUGAAAGGCCUGUAUGAGGAGGAGAUCUGCCUGCUCCAGUCUCAGAUUUCGGAGACCUCGGUCAUUGUGAAGAUGGACAACAGCAGGGAGCUGGACGUGGACGGCAUCAUCGCCGAGAUCAAGGCCCAGUAUGACGACAUCGCCAGCCGCAGCAAAGCCGAAGCCGAGGCCUGGUACCAGCGCCGGUAUGAGGAGCUGAGGAUGACGGCAGGGAGUCACUGUGACAACCUCCGAAGCCGAAAGAACGAGAUCCUGGAAAUGAACAAGCUGAUUCAACGGCUGCAGCAAGACGUCGAGACCGCGAAAGCCCAGCGUUGCAAACUCGAGGGAGCUGUAGCAGAGGCCGAGCAGCAGGGCGAGGCGGCCCUCAGCGACGCCCGCGGCAAGCUGGCCGGGCUGGAGGAGGCCCUGCAGAAGGCCAAGCAGGACAUGGCCUGCCUGCUGAAGGAGUACCAGGAGGUGAUGAACUCCAAGCUGGGCCUGGACAUCGAGAUCGCCACCUACCGGCGCCUGCUGGAGGGCGAGGAGAGCCGGCUGUGCGAAGGUGUUGGGCCGGUGAACAUCUCUGUGAGCAGCACCAAAGGCUCCCUGCUCUAUGAGCCCUGUGUCGUCAGCACGCCCAUGCUGAGGCCCGAGUACUGCUCAGGGGCCACUAGCGUCCUGCGCAGCAGCAGGGCCUGCAGUGUGGUGGGCACCGGUGAGCUCUAUAUCCCCUGUGAGCCUCAGGCCAUACUGAGCUGUGCCAGUGGUUGCAGCUCCAGCAGGAAGAUGGGGGCUGGGGGCUCCUCUAGCCACAAAUGCUAG